Molecule: messenger RNA, 465 nt
Organism: Rhipicephalus microplus (southern cattle tick)
Lineage: Eukaryota; Metazoa; Arthropoda; Arachnida; Ixodida; Ixodidae
Product: THAP domain-containing protein 2-like
Source: RefSeq, a predicted model, not a curated record
AUGCCUAACACGUGUUGCGUGCCGGGGUGCCGUUCCGGCUACAGAGGAACGACCGAGAAGGUGUCGUUGUUUUCUUUUCCACCUGACAAGGACCAGUGCGAGAAAUGGAAACGGGCCAUACCGCGGCAGGAAAGUGGCGACUUCAACUUUGAGUCCAAAUAUACACAUGUGUGUGCGAAGCAUUUCGACGCCUCGGACAUUGUCACUACUUAUGAUUUCAAUAUCAACGGCGAUGCCAUGUCCCUGGAGCGCGACAAGCCAACGCUGAAGGCUGACACUGUCCCAAGUAUUUUUGGUGGCCUUCCUUCGUAUCUCACGAAGCGUAAACCUCGACCCCGCUCAUUGACAAAUCGAUCACCGCGCAAACGAGCACGUGAGUCGUCGUGCGAGACGGAGGAGCAACGAGCAUCGCCGACGACCUGUUCAGACCGCACCGAUGCUGCAUCAGUGAAUGAAGGUAUGUAA